AUGCAGACUGUCGGUUCCGGCCGGAAUCCUGCGGCAAUGAACCUACCGGAACUUGCUGGAAUCGGCGAAAACUGUGCCGGAAUCGAGAAGAGCUGUACCGGAACCGACUCAGGUUUCAACGGAUCCAGUCGUCGUAAUGAUCGACCUGGGUUAAUUGCCAUCAGGCUCGGAUCCAAAAUCAUCAAAUUAGNAACAGUUGCACUGACGUUUACUACAACGGUAAGCAUUACAACUACGAUAACUACUACUGCAACAACUACCGUUGUAUGUACAACUCCAACCUCUUUUAUUACCUCUUAUAAUAAUGCUCCAAGUGCAAGUGUUUAUACACAGGCAACAUUCAGCUAUACUGCGACGUCUACCGGCAGCGCUGUUGUUCAGUUCUGUACGAUUAAUUCCGGUUCCGGAAAGCAUUGGUAUUGGGACGAUAUCAGUAUUGUGGAUACGAAUGCAUCGAAUUCUGAGAUGCUCGUGAAUAACAACUUUGAGAAUGGUACUCUUGCUGGAUGGCAAAUGAUAUGUACUCCGAGUUGUGCAUCAGGUUCUUCAGGCACUAUAUCAUUUUCGUCAUGUAAUGGAGGUUCAUACUGUUACGUAGAUGAAUGUCAAGGCGGACCGGAUUGUUUACGACAAACGUUUCCCAUAACUACGGGACAUAUUUACACCCUCUCGUACUUUAUCAUGUCCGACCAAAAAGGUAACAUGAAGGCUUACGUUCAAAUCUUUUAA
Molecule: messenger RNA, 729 nt
Organism: Adineta ricciae
Lineage: Eukaryota; Metazoa; Rotifera; Eurotatoria; Adinetida; Adinetidae
Source: the annotation of a GenBank genome assembly